UGAAAAUUACCAUUUGGAAAAAGCUGGCUUUUUAACCAGCUUUGAGCAUCUAAUAAUAUUGGACUCAUACAGUAAUUUUUUUUAACAGCAGGAAGCAGCACUUUAGGGAUGCAGCGAAAUACCCGAGGGCCCCCUUUACCACCUUGUUUUCUGCACUGAUGUUGAGUGAGUGGUGUCAGGCCAAAAGAAAUCUUUAGCUUAAAGAUUGCUGAGGCAAAGGACUCACCUAAAAAGCAGUUUCUCCGAGAGGAGGAAGUGAUGCAGCGCAGGAUUAGUUGUUGGCAACACUUGUGCCGCCGCCCUUCCUCACUUAAGACUAAGCAUAUAAAUGUACUUUCCGUGCUGGAGGCGAGCAUUUAUUGAUCUUGGAGCUUUAACAACAACAUAAGGAAACAGAUGACCAAUUUUGCUGUCGCCGGAGACCCGAGUCGUCGUCUGCCUUAGCCAAGGUGGCACCUCGACCAGCCCCAGAUUUCACCUCAGGAGCCUUACCGUGUCUCAGCCGGCAAUAUGGCCCGUUGCUGUAUCUUUGAGAGCUCCCCCGGGAGGGGCGGGGCUUCCGGUCGGCGCGGGGCCGUUUCCGUCGCGUCAGUCCGCCGGAGCCGCCGGCGCUCGCGGGCAGGAGGGUCCUGGACGGCGCCGGUGGAGCGGGCUGGUGCCGAGGCGGGUCACGACCCUGUAUUCCUGGUUCAUCUUCCGGGCCUCCCUCUUGCAAAAAUCCCUAGAUCGGUCUCUCCUCCACCUGGCUCUUUCAUUCAAUUGGGGGAGUAGGCGGGUCCCGAUUGCCGAGAGCAACCCGCGGGCAACGGGGCGAGGUGUUGCGGAGACCUUGGGACUCAGGACCGCACAAAGGACCUGUUGCCCGAGCCAGGUCUUCAGGAAUAAGCGGGAGGUUGUUUUGUUUAAGGUGCGGGGCACUGUACUAAGUGCUUUACCUGCAUUAUCACAACUGUAGUGAUGCAGACUAGCAUUCUCGCCAUUCUGUUGUGGAAGCUGAAGCCUCAGUAACGUUGCUUCGCUUAUUCAAUAAGUGAUGAGUCAGAAAUCGACUUCCCAAGCCUAGACUCAACCAUACCUCUGCACUGUCUCUCUACUAUUCUGUUGUGUACACCUGAACCAGUUGACUAAAAAGGCAAAGCGCUCCAGUGAGUGGUGCUGGCUGUUCAGAGGAGGGACAGACAGAUGGCAAUCAGAGUGCCUCAGGAAGAAUGCUGACCUGAGCUGGGUGUGAUUUGGAAGAUCAAUGGAAGGCAUUCCAGGUCGGGGGCAGCCAAAGCAAAGACUCACAGGAUUCUGCCCUGGCCUUCAGCUUUUCAUCUGAUGGCUGGCAUCUUGGGGAUCUUGUUUUCGUAAGAUUGUUGGAAUUCCUGUGAUCGUCAUAUGAAAGCUUCCCCUGGCCUCAUCACAUCCUAUAUCCUGGAGUUGUCCUAAGGAACCCGGGUGUAGACACCCAAGCAUCAAGUUCUCUUCCAGAGGAAUUCUCCAAUCUUGGUGGUGUGUGGACCCCAUUUGGGGUAUCUCUUUGGCAUGAUAAUCUCCUGACAUAGCUCUCUAUCCCCAGGUGUAAUUUGUCCAUUUUUGAAAACAGGCCCUGCUGCCUCUAUUUAGAACUGCCAAACCUGUAUCUGGAAGUGUCUCCCAACCUUGGGAGUGCUCAAGUUCAGUUGGACACUCUGCUUCGUUCUGGAAAAAAAAUAUAUGGGCUCCAGCUCAGGCAGUAUCAAGACAGGCCAGGCCUACAGACCCUCCAAAGGGACAAAACCCCUCUUCCUCGCUGUGAAGCUGGAUUCUUCUUACUGAAUAUGAGACCUUUCCUCUACCCUGUUACCUUUUCUUCUGUGUGAUAUUCACAUGCUCACAUUCAGUCAUGCGUGUGAGCAUGCCUUUUUUCCCAGAACCUCCAUGGUCUCUUCCCCAGUUCUGCUGCAGCUGCUCCUCAGCCCAGGCCCCAAGGCACAGCAGUCCCUGUGGCAGUAGAUAAUGUCUUCUGGGGAGGCAGCAACAUUUGAGGAUCUGACCAAAGACUGGAAGUAUUAGGAAGCCCCUCAGAAGGACUGCAGCAGAGGCAUAAUGCUGAACAGUUACGAGAACACAGUCCCUCAGGGAGACUUCUUACAAUUCUCCACGACACCACAGAGAGCUGGAAAUGAUCCCCCUGGUGUUUCAAAUCCAAGUGACACAGAAACGGAGAUAAGUACCAUGAGAGAAAAGUUUCUCACCAGCGUGACCAAGUUGGUAGAAAGCAAAAGUUACAACAGCAAGGUAUUUUCCAAAGAAAAGUACUUUCAAACAAUCAAAGAAGUCAAGGAAGCUAAGGAGAAGGGGAAGAAGUCAUCACGUGAUUAUCGCCGUGCAGCAAAAUAUGAUGUGAUUUCUGUAGCAGGCACAGAGAAACUCAUAGAGGCUGCUCACAGAGAACGAGAUCGGAUACGGUAUUACGUACACAAGGAAGAGCUGUUUGACAUCCUUCACGACACACAUCUCAAUAUUGGCCAUGGCGGGCGGACACGCAUGCUCAAGGAGCUGCAAGGCAAAUAUGGGAAUGUCACCAAAGAAGUCAUUGUCUUAUAUCUGACUCUGUGUAAACAGUGCCACCAGAAGAACCCAGUACCCAAGAGAGGCCUUGCGCCCAAGCCCAUGCCAUGUAAGGACAAUGACUCCAGAUGCCAAGUUGAAAUCCUUGAUAUGCAGUCAAAUGCUGAUGGGGAGUUCAAGUUCAUUUUGUAUUACCAGGACCACGUAACCAAGUUCAUUAUUUUACGGCCAUUAAAAGCCAAGCAGGCCCAUGAGGUAGUCAGUGUCCUGUUGGAUAUUUUCACAAUUCUUGGUCCACCCAGCGUGUUAGAAUCUGACAGCGGCAUAGAGUUCACAAACCAGGUUGUUAAUGAGCUCAAUGAGGUAUGGCCAGACCUAAAGAUUGUCCUUGGUAAGUCCCACCCUGGCCAAGGCCAGGGCUUCCUGGAGCGAGCAAGCCGUGAUGUCAAGACCAUGCUGAGUGCCUGGAUGCAGAGUAACCACUCCCGUCAUUGGACCGAAGGCCUGCGAUUCAUGCAGGUGGUGAGGAAUCAGGCCUUUGAUGGUUCCUUGCAGCAGAGUCCGUACGAGGCAAUGUUUGGUUGUAAAGCCAAAUUUGGACUCUAUUCCUCACACUUGCCCCGGGAAACCGUGGCUGUUUUACACACAGAGGAGGAGCUAGAAAUUGCUGAAGAACAACUGGAAAGCAGCCUCUGGGUCAGGCAGGAAGAGAGGGCUGAGGUUGGAGCAGACCGGUCUGACAUGGACGAGGACGUUGAUCCCACACCUCUCGAAGCCUCGGAGCCCAGCACCUCCCAGGCAGCCUCAGGUCUCUUCUCCUGGUGAACAGACAUCUGCUGAGUGGACGCUUAGUGCCUCUGGGUACCGUAGAGCCACCUGAGAGCUGUAACCAAGACUCCAGAUGAAAGGAGUGAAGGCCACUCUCUCAGGAAUGCUGUUCUCAGUAGUCCUGAGUCAGAGGGGGAUGCGGCUCCGGUCUCUGAUCUCACCUGCCCUAACAAAUUCCCACAAACCUGGAGGCUUAAAACAGCAGAACUUUGGGGACUUCCCUGGCAGUCCAUGGUUGAGACUGUGAGCUCUCAAUGCAGGGGGAGCAGGUUUGAUCCUUGGUUGGGGAACUAGGAUCCUGCAUGCUGAGGAUACAGCCAAACUUUCAAAAAAAAAAAAAGAUUAAAAAAACUUUCUUGUUAGUCCUAGAGGCCAGAGGUCUGAAAUCAGGGUGUUGUCAGGGUUCAUUCCUUCUGGAGGCUCCAAGAGAGAAUCCAUUCCAGGCCCUCCUCCUUUCUCUAGUGGCUGUCAGCAAUUCUUGGCAUCCCUGGGCUCAGCAGCCCAGAGUAGCACAGAUCCAGCCUCUGUCUUCAUGUGGCCUUCUCCCCUUGGUCUGUGUGUGUGCUCCUUUUCUAUCUCUUAUAAGGACCCCAUUGGACACCAAAUCUAUGUCGUUGGAUUUAGGGCCCAGCUUAAUUAAUGAUCUCAUCUCGGGAUACUUAACCUUAAUUUAACCUGCAAAGACCCUGUUUCUAAGUAGGUUCAUAUUCAUGGUUGCUCGGGGUUUGGACUUGGACAUGUCUUUGGUGGGGGGGACUGCAGUUGUACUGCAAUUGGCUCGGGGUAAUGAACCUGCUUGCCAAUGCAGGAGAUUCUCAUUUGAUCCCUGGGUC
Capra hircus (goat) is the source of this 4196-nucleotide messenger RNA. It is a transcript of the gene KRABD2, whose product is annotated as KRAB-A domain containing 2. The record is from RefSeq and is a predicted model, not a curated record. The transcript is spliced from 4 exons. The coding region runs from base 2071 to 3360 and encodes 429 amino acids. Gene Ontology annotation, biological process: DNA integration. NCBI's taxonomy places the organism in Eukaryota, Metazoa, Chordata, Mammalia, Artiodactyla, Bovidae. Gene Ontology annotation, molecular function: nucleic acid binding.